AUGUCGGACUCUCGGACUGGAGAUCACGAACCAGAUGCAAUCCUCAUUUCGCGUGAAAACGUACUCGGUAGCAGCAAUCCUCUGCUACUGUCAACAUCUCCAAGUGCCCACGUCCCCAGCGUGACCAGUCAUGUCUUGAAUUCCCCGGGCUUACUUGAAGAUACUCAACCAACGCUCAAUUCUGCAUCAGACACAUCAACCCAGUCUCCCCCGUCUAUUCCGCCAGAUGACAUCGACGACUUGGACAGUGAGACUCCCGAUGUUGAUUCAUCAUCCACUGAAAGCUCCUCGGUGUUCGAAGAGGAUUUCACAUCAGACUACACAGCCUCACUACUUUCCGAGGCAGAGAACUUCACUUACGAAAAUGGAAGACGGUAUCAUUCGUACCGUGAAGGCACAUAUGUACUUCCAAACGACGAACCCGAACAAGAUCGACAAGAUCUACUCCACCAUGUCCGGAACCUAGUUCUCCGUGGCAGGCUCUUUCACGCCCCCUUGGAUAAGAAUAUCCAACGAGUCCUAGAUAUAGGCACAGGAACCGGGAUCUGGGCCAUCGACUUUGCAGACGUCUUUCCCAGUGCCCAGGUAAUAGGGAUCGAUCUGAGUCCCAUUCAACCCGCAUGGGUUCCACCGAACUGUCGAUUUAUAGUCGAUGACGCUGAGGCAGAUUGGCUGUAUAGCAGAUCUCAACCAUUUGACUAUAUUCAUUCCCGCGAUAUGGGUGGCUCAAUCUCUGACUGGGCAAGAUUGCUGGCCCAAAGUUUUCAGCAUCUACGUCCUGGUGGCUGGAUCGAGCUGUGUGAGUUUGAAGUUAUGCUAAAAUCGGACGAUGAUUCGAUAUUGCUUGCACCAACACUGUGUGAGUUCCUUGAUCAUUUAGACCAGGCUAGUGCACGCUUCAAUCGACCAAUGAAUAUUGCGAGGCAUCAUCGACGACAGCUGAUAGAAGCUGGCUUUGAAGAAGUUCACGAUGAUACUUUCAAGGUACCAUCGAGUACAUGGCCUACAGAUCCUUUGAACAAAGAGAUUGGCAAAUACAACCUGUGCUCUCUUUUGCUGGCAGUUGAGUCUUAUUCGCUGGCUCUCUUCACUCGUGUCCUAGGAUGGUCAAACGAGCGAACCCAGGUGUUUCUUGCUGGGGUACGCCGGGAGCUCAAGAACCCCAAUGUUCGUAGUUAUUGUACCCUGCAUGUCGUCUACGGUCGCAAGCCGUCUCACCAUGUUGAUCAUCAGCAGCCAUUCUUCUGGCUUACAUACAGUAUUGCCCACGCUUUCUGCUCGCCCUUGCGCCAAUUUCCGGGUCCGUUUCUAUGGUCUAUCUCUCGUAUCCCGUCAAGCAUAUCCGUCCUCCGCGGCACAAAUCACCUCGAUGUCUUGGCCCUGCAUAGGAGGUAUGGGCCAAUUGUGCGUAUCGGCCCCAACGAACUCGCUUUCAAUACUCCACAGGCAUUUCAUGAUACCUACGGCGCAAACUUAGAUGGAAGCUGCUUUCCCAAGGAUCGAAGCCAUUAUGAGCCUCCGGCGAAUGGUGUUGAUCAUUUGGUCUCUGCGGUCGACGAUGCCAGUCAUGCGAGGCAGAGACGCCUUAUUGCGCAUGCUUUCUCAACCAAGGCGUUGAGAGAACAGGAAGGCCUGAUUUGUGGCUACUUUGAUACACUGAUCACCAAAUUGAGAAAUACUAUUCGAGAAGGAAGGUCAGUGGUUGACAUCAAAGCAUGGAUGAACUUUACCACUUUCGACAUAACUGGUGAUCUAGUGUUUGGCGAGUCCUUUGAUUGCUUGAAGGAUAAGACAUUGCACCCUUGGAUUGAAAUGGUAUUCGACUCGAUGAAGGCCAUUGCUUUUGUUGGUGUUGUGAACCAGUUUCCGGCUCUGAAAUGGCUUUUGAAUAAGUUCCUUCCUCGUGGAUUGAAGCGUACUGGCCAAGAUCAUUUCGAUCUCACCGCACAGAAAGUCGAUCGUCGAUUAAGGGCUAAUGUUUCUCGUCCUGACUUCAUGUCUGCAAUGUUGCAGAAUGGUUUGAGUGAGAAGGUUGGUCAGUAUGAUGCCAGUGAGCGUGUCAUGACCAGGGCAGAGCUCCAUUCUAAUGGUUUCAUCCUCAUCGUUGCCGGUAGUGAAACAUCUGCAACCCUGCUAUCCGGCUGCAUCUACUACUUAUGUACCUUAUGUACAACACCACGCGUGAUGGCAAGACUCACCGCAGAUAUUCGAUCAGCUUUCACCCAAGAUAGCAAUAUGACAUUCCGUGCUCUGGAGAACUUGACAUAUCUAGCCGCCGUGAUUAAAGAAUCUCUACGCAUGUAUCCGCCCUUCGCUACAAGUCUGGCACGUCUUGUGCCUACUGGCGGCGCGCUUGUGGAUGGCCAUUUUGUUCCUGAGCAUACAAUCGUCGCAUGCCAUCACUAUGCCUCCUACCACUCAGAGUCCAAUUUCAGCUAUCCGGAACAGUUCAUUCCUGAACGUUGGCUAGAUGACCCAGUAUUCAAGAACGAUCAGAGAAACGUCUUGCAGCCAUUCAGUCUAGGUCCACGCGGUUGUCUUGGAAAGAAUCUCGCCAUUUGCGAGAUACGCCUAAUUCUUUGCAAGUUGCUCUUCAACUUUGAUCUCCAACUUCAGCCCGAGAGCAUCGAUUGGCCUAGUCAAAAGGUCUACUAUCUUUGGAGCAAACCACCACUCGUGGUUUUACUGAAAGAUAGACUUUCAUCUGCAGAAGUCUCGCCCGAGACUAUGGGAUCUAUUUAG
This is a messenger RNA of Penicillium olsonii, 2742 nucleotides long. The record is from the annotation of a GenBank genome assembly. NCBI's taxonomy places the organism in Eukaryota, Fungi, Ascomycota, Eurotiomycetes, Eurotiales, Aspergillaceae.